Molecule: messenger RNA, 492 nt
Organism: Lactuca virosa
Lineage: Eukaryota; Viridiplantae; Streptophyta; Magnoliopsida; Asterales; Asteraceae
Source: the annotation of a GenBank genome assembly
AUGUUGUGUGAAGAAUUAUGGGCUAGCAAAGCACAUAUACCUCGUGUCUCCCAAACAGAGGGAUUGUCAAAGUUGGCUGCUUACUCCUUAUCUGUUAUGGAUGGAAAACGUAGCCGAAUCAUGAAGGAAGACUUGUGGGAUCAUGCUUGGGAGUUUCACUUUAAAAAGGCAUCACCAGAAUUCUGGCGGGACUUGGAUCCAUACUGGAAAGGAACAGGCAGACCAAUGCGUCGCUACUUUCAUCCGGAUGGAAGUCAAACUGCGGAUCCUGGUGACAAGGUGUGGGGUGGACAUGAGUGUUGUUACUCCAUUGUUACAAGUUUCUUGGCAGAUGGGAAGAUUAGGAAGCAUUAUGUUAGGAUCAAUAGAUGGCCACAGAUGUUGAUUUCAAGGGGAUGUGAUUGGGGGUGGAAGAUGUCUAAUGAGCUUUUCUGCUACUCGAGUGUUCCAGAUGCUGAAAAGAAAGGUGGCACUGGUCCUUGUUUUGUUUGA